This is a messenger RNA of Podarcis muralis (Common wall lizard), 3686 nucleotides long. It is a transcript of the gene HCLS1, whose product is annotated as hematopoietic cell-specific Lyn substrate 1. The record is from RefSeq and is a predicted model, not a curated record. Gene Ontology annotation, biological process: regulation of actin filament polymerization; cell migration. Lineage: Eukaryota; Metazoa; Chordata; Lepidosauria; Squamata; Lacertidae. Gene Ontology annotation, cellular component: cortical actin cytoskeleton; plasma membrane; site of polarized growth. Gene Ontology annotation, molecular function: actin filament binding.
CUUGGGUGAGCUCAGCCUUGCAGCCGAAACCGAGGUCGAAGUCAGCGCAGAGGAGCAAUCACGACGGGCUUCGGAAGUCACCUUUCCGAACCAAGAUGUGGAAGGCAGCGGUGGGACACAAUGUGUCCAUGAAGGUGGAGUCCCAAGGAGACGACUGGGACACAGACCCCGAUUUUGUGAACGACAUCUCAGAGAAAGAGCAGAGGUGGGGGGCGAAAACCAUCGAGGGCUCCGGUCGCGCAGAGCACAUCGACAUCCACAAGCUCAGGAGCAAAGUGUCCGAGGAACAUGAAGUUCUCAAGAAGAAGGAGUUGGAAGCAGCGCCCAAGGCGUCCUACGGUUACGGGGGCAAGUUUGGCACGGAGAAGGACCGCAUGGACAAGAGUGCUCUGGGCCAUGAGUAUGUUGCAGAAGUGGGAAUGCACUCAUCUCAGACAGAUGCAGCCAAAGGCUUCGGAGGGAAGUACGGGGUGCAGAGGGACCGAGCAGACAAGUCGGCUCUCGGUUUUGAGUACAAGGGUGAAGUCGAGAUGCACACCUCCCAGAAAGAUUACGCCGUUGGCUUUGGGGGCAAGUAUGGUGUGCAAAAGGACCGUCAAGACAAAUCUGCCCUGAGCUGGUCGCACAAAGAGGAAUCGAAACCCCACGAGUCCCAGACAGAUUACGCCGUUGGCUUUGGGGGCAAGUACGGUGUGCAAAAGGACCGUCAAGACAAAUCUGCCCUGAGCUGGUCACACAAGGAGGAAUUAAAGCCCCACGAGUCCCAGACAGAUCAUGCCAAGGGAUUUGGGGGCCGCUAUGGGGUGCAGAAGGACAGGGUGGACAAGAGCGCUGCCGGUUUCAACGAGAUGGAAGCUCCAACUUCCUCGUACGAGAAGACAACGCCUGUGGAGGCCGCUUCUGCUGGAGCAGGUAACCUGAGGCAGCGGUUCGAGAGCAUGGCCAAGUCAGCUGAGGAAGACAACCGGAAGAGGGCAGAGGAAGAGCGAGCAUGUCGCCAGGCCCGGGAGAAGCAGGAGCGCCAGGCAGCCCAGAAGCAGCUGCAGGAGCAGGAGAAACAACGGGAACAGGAGCAGGAGGAACCCCAGAGAAGUGAGGAGCCAAGGAGCAAGGCUCCAGCCCCCAGACUCUCACCAGGGCCCAUGAAAGUGGGCAGAGAGGACAUGGGCUUGCCCCCUGUGCCACCGCCAGCCCCUGAGCACCAGGCAGCGCCAGAGGAAGAAGAGGAAGAGGAACCCCCUCCAGCUCUUCCUCCACGGAGCCUGCUCUGGGGUGAAGGUGUUGCAGAGCCACCCAAGCCAUCUUACAUAGCUCCGCCACCACCGCAACCUGUAGACACGGAAAGCCAGGACUACGGCGGUGACUAUGAGGAAGUCGGGGGCCCCUUGGACCGCCAGGAGCCUCCCAGCUUGGAUGAGGAUUACGCCGACGGUGGGGACUACGAGGAGAUGCCAGGCGGCCUUGAUGGGGAUGAAACUGUCUACGACAAUGCUCUGGACGCCGACCAGGAGGACUACGAGGAGAUCCCAGAUCAGAUUCCCAGCAACCGUGGGGGAGCGCCCUUGGCAGGAGCGAGCCAGGCAGGGCUGUGUGCUCGAGCCCUCUACGAUUACCAGGGAGAUGGGGACGAUGAGAUUUCCUUCGACCCUGGAGACACCAUCACGGACAUCGAGCAAGUCGACGAGGGCUGGUGGCGCGGAUCCUGCCAUGGCAAGCAUGGCCUGUUCCCAGCCAACUAUGUGGAGCUGCUGCCUUGAAGCUCUCCGUUGUAAUGUGGAAACACCGUGUGCCCCAGCCCCGCUGUGCCCCCACCCCAGCGUCCUUCUGUUUCAUACCAGUAGGCUCCAAUCCAGCCCCAGAGUAGAGAAGAGCUUGGCUUUCCCCUUGCAAGAAUCUCCCAAUCCAUUGAAAUAUAUAUGUGCUUUUCCUUCCAAGUGCAGUUUCCGAAUUUGCUCAGGCUGCCUCCGGGCUUGAUGCUUCCUUCCUGUUGUCUCUUUCUGAAGGAACCGCAGCUGCCUAAUUCAGCUCUCCACCAAAUCACAGGAGUGUAGAGUUGGAAGGGACCCUAUGGGUCAUCUAGUCCAACCCCUGCAGUGCAGGAAUCACGGCUAAAUAACCUCUGCUUGGAAACCUCCAGCAAAGGAAACCCCACCGCUAGAUCGCUCGAAGCAGUACAGUGAUGCACAAAUGAAAAAACGCAGCUGGAAGUUUGAAAAUUCUGGGAAGGAGCCAGCGAAGUUCAAGGGCUGGAGAAGGUGUGCAAAACACAAGCUCAGCUGCCUUGUUCUGGGCAACCUCAGGUGCUGCAUCACCAGAUAUUGCAUUAAAAAAUUAAAAAAUUGUCCAGUAGCACCUUAGAGAGCAACUAAGUUUGUUCUGGGUAUAAGCUUUUGUGUGCAUGCAAACUUCUUCAGAUAACUUUGUCAUGGAGAAGUUGUUGAGAAGAGGAGGUAAGUGGCUAUAUUAUAUUUGGGGGAGGGCUCCCUGGGGUUCGGAAAGGCAGGGGCAGGAGGAGUGGGGUCUUUUUUUAUUUCAUAAAAUGUGCACACCACUUGAUUGUCAGAAAACCUCAGAGCAGUUUGCAAAAAAGGAUACUAAACAGUUGGCAGCAAUAAUUCCAGACAUUCGAGAUAAGCAUAGACUAAAAACAGGUGAAAACUCACACCAACUUUCUAAGCAAAGGGGUAGGCUUGUCUAAACAGUUUUUAGCAGGCAUAUAGUGAAGGCACCUGCCUGUGAUCAAUAGGCGGGGGGUUCCAAAGAUAUAUAAAUGGGUAUCAUGCGAUACCAGUAGCAGUGUCAGUUCUGCCAAUCUAACCUUCAGGUAUCUGAAGAAGUCUGUAUGCACACGAAAGCUUAUACCCAGAACAAACUUACUUGGUCUCUAAGGUGCUACUGGACAUUUUUUUUAUUUUUUAUUUGACUGCAUCAGACCAACGCGGCUACCUACCUGCAUCCGGAUAUUGUGUGCGUGUGAUCGCACAGACACACACACUUUGCAACAUAGGUGGAGGGGAAGCCCUGCUUAUCUUUUUGUGUUGCUCAUCUUGCAAUGCUCUACCAGGGGAAAAACAUGCAUGACACAUCAUACACAGUGUGCAUAAAAGGAUAAAAAAGAAGAGUAAAGUUAUUUAUAUUAACUCAAACUCUUGCAUGGAUAGAAUAUGUCUGCCUUCCGCAGCUCUGCAGUCAUUUUGGACUACAGUUCCAUCAGCCCCAUGCGGCUGUGAUAGUUGGGGCUAAUGGGAGUUGUAGUUCAGAGCAUCUGGAGAGCGUCAGGUUGGGGAAGGCGGUGCUCUGAGUUGGUGCCUCUCCAUUUUGAUGGGCACAGGUUUCAGAAUUUGCCACAAAGCAGAAUUAACUGCGUGCUUUCAAAAGAGUCCUCAGGGUUCCUAAGAAUACUCACCCACAUUGAUCCCUCAGCUAUUAAAAAUGAAGUGUUGCUUGUGAAGCUUCACGCUCAUUUCCGAAGGUCUCAAGAUCCCUACAUGGCUGUGGGCAGAUGCACAUUUUGCUUUUGGGUGGCCCUAAAACCUCCUUUAAUUCUAGGGGCUUUUUCACUUGCAACAGGCUUCCAGGAAGACCUGUCAGCCUGUAGGAAGGUAACUUUUCUGAUUCCAUUAAACACACAAACACACACACAAACACACACACACACAAACAAACAAACAAACAAACAAACACAC